Molecule: messenger RNA, 1281 nt
Organism: Helicoverpa armigera (cotton bollworm)
Lineage: Eukaryota; Metazoa; Arthropoda; Insecta; Lepidoptera; Noctuidae
Exons: 5
Coding region: 556-1263 (235 amino acids)
Source: RefSeq, a predicted model, not a curated record
GGUUCAAGUGGACAUAAAAAUUAUAAUAAUUUUCGUAUGUUGUCAUGUAUUUAGAAGCAUUUUGAUGAAGUCAGUGAAAGUCUGCUAAGAGCCUCAUAAAUAUUCGCAUCAUUCCGUAACGGUCAUACCUAAGUAAAAUAAAUCAUCAACAUCAGAUCCAAAUAAUCUUUUUGGUGUCUGUUAAAAAUCGGUUAGUCUCAUAUAUAUGAUUAGGAAAGUUAAGCUGAAGAAAGAUAAGGCUUUAGUCCUGUAAAUGUUGCAUCGUGUUAGGUUUACCUGCCCAAAAACAUGUGUUACUUAAUUUCGUACUUAACUACAUUAUGUAUAGGUACUAUACAUAUUGUCUGAAUAAUUAUUUUUCUGGAAAACUGUAGCAUAUAAAAUAUUAUUUUACUUAUUUAUCAAACGCUUGUUAAUACGUUCAUAAGCCUGUUAAUGACGGUUCUUAUAAUUAGCACUAAGGGUUUACACACAGGAUCUAAUUACCGGUUGCUAUAAAUACACGAGGAUGUCUUCAGAGAUAUCAUUGUGAAAUAAUUAUAUUGUAACCGGAAAAUGGAAAAACUGGUCUUUAUAUUGUUUGCCGCGCCAUGGUUAAUUUCUGCCAUGGCAGAGACUGUCAACGACACAGAAUUGCUGACAAAUUCCACGGAUCCCAACAAAGAUAUGUACGUUAUACACGCAAUGGUGUAUCAAGUGGGCAUCCUCACCAACAAAACAGACAAUGAAACAACCAACCUGAAUACUACUGGUAACCAAGAGGCUGUGACAUUCUACCACACCAAUGGCUCUCAGGGACUGGAUCUGAGUAAGAUAUCUUCCCCUCUCCUGACUAACGUGACUGCUCAGAGUAUGGUAGGAGUAGCACCGAUGCCUGGUAACACUGAGAAUGGAGCUAACCAGUUGCCUUGGAGUACUCUGAACCAUCUGGCUAAUAUGUCACCACAGCAUGCUACAGCAGGUUCAGAACCAAUGAAACCAUCAAAGAGGUCGAUUAGAAGUAUCGACAUAGUAGACUCAAAUGAAGACGGUCCGUUCGAUAAUUUGUAUCGAAGUUUAUUCAAGCGAGAUGUGUCUGGCGAGAAGACGCCGGUGUCUAUCCGCAGCGGGUCGGCGGUCAUCCCGCAGGGGGCGCACGUUCAGUCCAUUGGCAUCCCCCCUCUACUGACGCUGAACAACAACAUGUCCAACAUACCAGUGCCUAUACCCAAUACUUCUGUCGUACAUUAUUCUAAGAUUAACACGCUUGUCACCCAACCUUAAAUAUACCAUUUACUGCUA